Molecule: messenger RNA, 1607 nt
Organism: Scylla paramamosain (green mud crab)
Lineage: Eukaryota; Metazoa; Arthropoda; Malacostraca; Decapoda; Portunidae
Exons: 2
Coding region: 218-1396 (392 amino acids)
Source: RefSeq, a predicted model, not a curated record
UAUGGGCAGGAGUCUUUCUCUAAUACAUAUCUCACUGAAUGUGAUAGCUAGUUGAGCAUCUUAGGCCCCUUUCAGACGUAUCGACUUUACGCCGUCCGCCGUCUAGGACCCAGCGCCGUGCAUUCCAGAGAGAGCGCCGUGGUGUCGACGGCGGGCGCCGUUGACACAACGGCACGGCCUGUGCCGUCCACCUGCCAGUUGCCUCCAUUCUUUCAUCAUGGACACACAGGACCACCUGCUCUACCUAUAUUACUUAUAUUUAAAAAGAAAAAAACAACGUUCACACAGCAGAAAGUGGGUCCAUAAUAUCAAUGUUGCCAGACCAGUGGUUGGAGCUUUUGUCACACUGUAUGAGGAACUCAGAAGAGAUACAAAAAAGUUUUUCAACUACUUCAGAAUGAGCAAAGAAUCAUUCGAUGAGCUCCUCAACAGGUUGAGUCCUCUACUUUGCCAUCAAAAUUCCAGGAUGAGAGACGCCAUUUCACCAACAGAAAGACUUGCUGUUACAUUAAGAUACCUGGCAAGUGGCAACACUUUUACGGAUCUACACUAUAGUUAUCGAAUGGGUGUGUCGACCAUCUCUUCGAUUGUGCAAGAGGUUUGUGGCAACAUAUGGGUGACCCUGAAUCACGAAUGUAUACCACCACUAUCAGAGGAAAGGCUGGAGGGCAUUGCUGCUGGCUUCCAUAGGAAAACUCAAUUUCCACAUUGUAUAGGGGCAGUGGAUGGCAAACACAUCAGGAUCAUUAAGCCAUGUGACAGCGGGUCUUUGUUUUGGAACUACAAGGACUUUUACUCAAUGGUAUUGCUGGCCGUGGCUGAUAGUGAGUAUAGAUUUGUGUUCGUGAACAUUGGUGCUUAUGGGAAAGACUGUGAUUCAUCAUUGUUUAAGGAGACACAGCUUUGGAGAGACAUUGCUAACAAUGAUCUCCCUAUCCCCAAGCCAAAGCCCUUGUCUGAGUCUAUACCAGGUUGCACUCCAUAUGUGUUUGUUGGAGACGAAGGAUUUGGUAUUCACAUGAAUCUUAUGCGACCUUACUCAGGGAAAAUUAUGGAUCAGCAAAAAAGAGUUUUCAACUACCGGUUGAGUAGAGCAAGGAGGUACGUAGAAUGCUCAUUUGGGAUAUUGUCUAAUAAAUGGAGAGUAUUCCAUAGGCCACUCAAUGUGUCAGUGGAACUGAGUAUGAAAAUUGUACAGGCAUGUUGUGUACUGCACAAUUUUGUGAGAGAGCGAGAUGGUUACAACUUCGAAGACACACUCACAAUCGAAGGAUUUAAUGCCGUUCCAUACAUGGAGGGUGAACGCGGAAACAAAUCUGGUAAUGAUAUCCGCAAAGCUUUUGCUGAGUACUUUAUGACACAAGAAGGGUCAGUUGCGUGGCAGUGGAAAAUGUAAAGAAGACAAUGAUGAUGUAUAGGAGUAACCUGUUAGCCUGUUACAUUAUACAAGACUUAGCUGAUUAUGACUGUAUACUAAGGUAGUAUUUAUUGUAUACCUAAGCAUGUAUCGCAUGUAUGUCUUCAUACUUAUGUAUCAGUAUAACUAAUAUUUUCAUUAUAUAUGAAUCACCAGCCAUAUGAACAUUUUUUUUAGUUGGAGCAUAGAG